CCCGCGGCCCGCCGAUGAAUUUGAUAUGAAUGGCAGUUGUUGUGUUUUAACUAUUUGAUGUAAAUAAUUAUGGUUAGGAACUUUUUUGACAUAAAUUGUGUUUUCUGAUAUAAUUUGGAUAUGGAUAGCAAAUGGACAGACACCAAAAAAAGUGUAAACAAGAAUUUGGAAGACCUGAAGAAAGAGUUAGAGGGUAAAUGGAAGCUGUUGCCUCCUUCAGAAGAACUCAAGAGUACGGCACACGAUAGGUUUUUGACAGGGCUGAAGAAUUACAUGAAAAAUUACCUGAAAGAAGAAGAAGAACUGUUAACAGAGCAUCAGAUAAAAGUUUUACGAGAAGAUGUAGAGAAAAUGUGGGCUCUGUGUUGUUAUACAGAUACACAGAAAGAAGAGUUCCCAGAGUAUAAUGUACCUGUUGUGUCUGAAGCAAUCCUGGACAAACAUAGAAAGUAUCUUGCUACAUUGGAAGUAUUGUAUAAAAACAAUGAGUUGGUAUUCAGUUCAGCAAAGAAGUAUUUUGACCUCUGGCAUCAUGUGCAGGAUCUUGAAAAACAGUUAAGUGACCCUACUCGACUUUUCACUAAUCGAGGUGCACUGCUCCUUAAAAAUGAAAAGGAUCGCAAGGAUGGAAAAAAGGAAUUAAGUCGCUUGGAGGGAGAGCUGACAAGACUGGCAAAACAGCAUGAAGAAAAGUACGGGAAUCAACUUUUGAUACAUGGAGAAACAGUUAUAUCAUGGUUGCAAAAAUUUAAGCCAGAAUCUUUUCCAGGAUCAACUUGCAAAUCUAGGGUUCGCCCUUGGCACAAUGGGAUGUCAAGCCAAACAUCUACGGCAAAAAAGAGGCCAUGCACCACAGACUCUACUAUCAGCAAUGGGCCUGCACCAGCUAAACAAUGCAAGCGCUCCCUACAUGGGAAAGUGAAUGGUUUUUAAGUCUUUUAAUGACGAUUUACAUGUACAAUUAUUGUAACUGCUGAGCUUCAUCAGCUUCAUCGUUUUAUUCUGUACUGAGUCAUUUUAAGUCACUGUGUACAAAACAUAGAUUAUUUAGAACUGUUUAUAUUAAAGUAAAUGUGUAGUUUUAACUCAUCUUGUUGUACUGCUGUCACUGAGGAGAAAAAAGAUAAAACAUUCUUUGCAUGGAUAUGAACAUCCAUAUUGUUAGUUUUAGCUUCUAGUGCAAUGAUAAGUUUUAUUAUAUCAUAUCUAUUUUAUUGUAAAUAAAUAAUUUUACACAAGAAACCACAGCAUCAGAUGUGAUCAGUAAGACUGGAGAUUUGGAAAGGUAAGAAGAUAUUUUGUUAAUUAGAUAAACAAGACUUUAAUAUGCUAUGUUUUAUAAGAUUUUUCACCCCCUCGUUAUUGAUAUACUCUGUAAUUUAUAUCUUUGAGAAUUCAGCCAGGUUGACACUUUCAUGGUUAUGGACAAUAUUUUCAUUCAGUCAGUUGUGUCUGGUGAAGACAGUGUAGGUGAUUGGCAGAAGUUUGAGAUUUUACUUAGAAUUACUCAACAAGGAAAGCAAGACUGUUUUAUACAUUAAUAGUG
This is a messenger RNA of Schistocerca cancellata (South American locust), 1546 nucleotides long. RefSeq lists its product as uncharacterized. The transcript is spliced from 6 exons. NCBI's taxonomy places the organism in Eukaryota, Metazoa, Arthropoda, Insecta, Orthoptera, Acrididae. The record is from RefSeq and is a predicted model, not a curated record. The coding region runs from base 121 to 933 and encodes 270 amino acids.